Molecule: messenger RNA, 1068 nt
Organism: Rotaria sordida
Lineage: Eukaryota; Metazoa; Rotifera; Eurotatoria; Philodinida; Philodinidae
Source: the annotation of a GenBank genome assembly
AUGUUUAAAACAGAAAUUGAAAAGGAAGUCUUUGCACUUAAACCAAUGAAUUGCCCAGGACAUUGUCUUAUGUUUUCAUCACGUCUUCGUUCAUGGCGUGAAUUACCAUUACGUAUGGCUGAUUUUGGUGUUUUACAUCGAAAUGAACUUUCGGGAGCGUUAAGUGGUCUUACACGUGUUCGAAGAUUUCAACAAGAUGAUGCACAUAUAUUUUGUACUCAAUCACAAAUAAAAGAUGAAAUUGAAGGUUGUUUAGAUCUUUUAAAACAUGUUUAUGGUAUAUUUGGUUUUACAUUUGAAUUAAAAUUAUCAACACGACCUCCAAGUUUUUUGGGUGAAAUUGAAACAUGGAAUCGAGCUGAAAGUCAACUUGAACAAGCUCUUAAUUCAUUUGGUUAUCCAUGGAGAAUUGAUCCAGGUGAUGGUGCCUUUUAUGGACCAAAAAUUGAUAUUACUAUUCGAGAUGCUUUACAACGAGCUCAUCAAUGUGCAACAAUUCAACUUGAUUUUCAAUUACCUCAACGUUUUCAACUUCAAUAUCAAACAAACGAACAAGGUGAACUUCAAACACCGGUUAUUAUUCAUCGAGCUAUAUUAGGUUCAAUUGAGCGUAUGCUUGCAGUUCUCACGGAAUCAUUUGGUGGAAAAUGGCCGUUCUGGUUGUCACCACGUCAAAUGGCUAUUGUACCUGUUUUUCCAUCGUUAGAUUCCUAUGCUCAUGAAGUUCAAAAGAAACUUUGGCUUGCUGGUUUUCAAGUUGAUUGUGAUUUAGAUUCAGGUACAACAUUAAAUAAAAAAAUUCGUCAAAAUCAACUUGCUCAAUAUAAUUUUAUUGGCGUUGUUGGUCAAACGGAACAAGCAAAUGGAACAAUUAAUAUUCGUACGCGUGACAAUAAACAACAUGGCGAAUUUUCAAUAGAUGAAGUUAUUAAACGUUUUAGGGAACUAGCUGAAACACGUACAAAUCAUGCUGAAGAUGAAUUUGCUGGAUCGUCCAGUGAGAGUAAUGUUGCUGGAGCAACAUCACAAUUAAAAGCUACAAAUCUCUCUGAUAGUCUCGACGAUUAG